AUGCAUACUUGCUACUCUCUUUUAAAAAAUGUUUCCACUUUAAAUAUUGAAGAACGAAAAAUUGAAAUUAAGAAAAAAUCACCCACAAUGGAAGGCAAUCAAGAAGAGAAUAAAACCGAACCCAUUACUGUGUCAUCUCCAAUCCCUCAUCCCUCACCUUCAUCAUCACCAAAGCCUACAAGCAAUCAAAACGACGAAUCUUCAACAGAUCCCAAAUAUGAAAAAAUACAAACCAUAAAAGUGAAUGAAAUAAGUGCCAUCGGUGCUGAAAAUAAAAAAUUAAGCAAAGCCAACACAUCGAGUGUUAUGAACUCAUCAUUGAACCUGUUUCAAGAUCAGAGUCAUCAAAAUGCGUUUACAAGAAGACGACUCACAAUGUUCUCAACUUUGGGCAUUUUUCAGCUGAUCUUGAGCAUUUUACUCAGUGCCUUUGGCGGAUUGCUUCUUGCAAGAAAUGCUUCACUUUCAUCAUUUGGUUCAGGCAUUUGGAGUGGAAUCUUCUCAGGGAUUGCUGGCUCUUUAGGUAUCAUGAAUCUAAAGCCACUACUCAAUGGAUUCUUAGCAUGCAGUUUGAUUUCUGUUGCCACUGGAACUUUGGCACUUGCUUUAACUGGAAUUGGAUUAGUACGUGACUACAACAUUUACCAACAAGAUCCGGAGAUUUUCGGAGCAAUAACUGCAGCACUAGCAUUGACAUUCCUACUGGUACUUCAUCUCUUCACAAGCUUAUUUUCAGUGUAUUAUUCAGCACUUACACUAUGUUCAAAGUAA
Molecule: messenger RNA, 771 nt
Organism: Clunio marinus
Lineage: Eukaryota; Metazoa; Arthropoda; Insecta; Diptera; Chironomidae
Source: the annotation of a GenBank genome assembly